AUGCUAUCGAGGAUGACUUAUGUACAUUAUCCCUCUACCUCUUCUGCAGACGAGGCUUUUUCUAGUGGUGAUCAUUGGCAUAAGCUCAUGAUGGAUAGCAGCAAGAAAACGCUACAACUGGCGAAAGAUAUGCUAUGCAGAGUUUGUGCCAGGCAUGCGUGUACGCCUCUUACUGAUGAAAUAGACGGACACAAUAUAAUGAGUGUUAUGAGGAGUAUUACUAACAUCACUAUAGAACUGGAUGAUUCCCUACCUAAAUUUAUUUGUUCCAACUGCCUUGAGUCACUGAGGCUUGCACUUAAUUUUAAAAGGACUUGUGAAGCCUCAGACAAAAAAUUCAGGAAAAUACUGAACCCAACAGGUAUUUCAACUCCAUCAUAUCCCUAUUCUAAACAUGACUUUCAACUCAUCUUACAUCAAAUGAAGGAAAGAAGACUUAAACAAGAGGAACAAAAAGUCAGAGAACAAAUAAAAAUAGAAAAAUUAAAACAAAAAAAAACACCUAAACUUAAACAGUUUACGUGUUCUCCCUGUGAUUUAACCUUUCCUAAUAAGGAAAAAUUGGUGGCCCAUCGUCGUGAACGUCAAUGUAUGCGGCGUGCUUGCGAUAUAUGCGGGCAGCUUGUCCUGAGCAUCGUCCAACAUAUGCGACACAUACACAAGAAGAGCGUGCCACACAAAUGCAAUACCUGUGGCAAAGAGUUCCCCAUCAUUGCCAGGUUAAAAAAUCAUAUGCUGGUCCAUACAAACACAUUCAACUUCUUCUGUGAUUUGUGUCCAUACAAAUGUAAACACAAGUAUUACUUAGUGAUGCACAUGCGCACCCACACUGGUGAGAAGCCUUAUAAAUGUCAACAGUGCCCUGCUACCUUUGUGAAUCCAUCCAAUUUAAAUAAACACAAACUGACUCACCAGGCUAAACAAUUUAAGUGUACGUUAUGUGAGAAAGCGUUCCGAACUAACACAGCGCUGAGGGAGCACCACGAAGCGACGCAUAUGAACAUCAAGCACACCUGUAAUUAUUGUGGACGUGAUUUUUGUUACAAAUCGGACCUUCGAAAACACGAAAUCCGUAGUCACAAUCGCAUGAAGCGUGACUACAUUGGUGGCGAACCUACGUACAAACAAGUGGAACGACUUCAAAAAAUUCAAGAAAACGAGAUGGAGAAAUGGCGGGCUCAAGAGAUGACGAUAACUCAAGCCGUGCCUGUGGUACAACCAACGUAUAUAGACCCACCUAAGGCCGAGUUCAUAAAUCAUGCUCUUUACUUUUCUGAUGUAACUGGCAUGUUGCAACAGCAACCGGCCCAAAUGAUUCAACAACAGACCGUGGAGUUGACACUGCCCGAGUUGACGUUGAAGAAAGAUGAAGUGAAGUUGUAUGAAACGCAACAAGGAAUGGCCUAUUUCUAA
This is a messenger RNA of Arctia plantaginis, 1413 nucleotides long. NCBI's taxonomy places the organism in Eukaryota, Metazoa, Arthropoda, Insecta, Lepidoptera, Erebidae. The record is from the annotation of a GenBank genome assembly.